Molecule: messenger RNA, 1766 nt
Organism: Branchiostoma belcheri (Belcher's lancelet)
Lineage: Eukaryota; Metazoa; Chordata; Leptocardii; Amphioxiformes; Branchiostomatidae
Exons: 9
Coding region: 216-1343 (375 amino acids)
Biological process (GO): nervous system development
Source: RefSeq, a predicted model, not a curated record
CAGAAGUUACAUCCGCGUUGACUAACGUUACAACCGAAGCAACAACAACUAGUAACGUUACGACUGUUGUAACUACAAGGGCACCAACGCAGGCACCAACCAACACUACAAGUGAAAGCGCGUCUACAACGUUGACCACAACAGUUACGUUUGAAACCGUUUUCUCUACAGAAGAAGUGACGACAAAAUUAGCAAACAUUACAACAACAGCGGCAAUGGCCGUGACGUCAACGGCAAAUGCAACAUCAGUGGCAAAUACAACGACAACACUGACAACACAAAAAUCAACCUCAGAGGCCCCUACAACAUCAAACGCAUCGACGACUGCAAGUUCAACAUCAAAGGCACCUACAACAGUCCAAGCGACAACACUAACACCCACGGUAGCAGUAACAACAACAGCAGCGGUGGUGAACAGAACAGAAAAUGUUACAACACAGGCGGUCACCAACGGGACAACACGAGCGCCGACCACUACACCAACAGUCGUCACAACUGCAAUUCCUACAACACCCGCUAGGCCAGAGGGACCAAGGAAGGUCGUCCCUGCAGGACUCACGAUGCAACUGGAUUUCAACUCAAAUUACAAUGACAGGAACUCUGUUGAAUUCACUACCCUCGCCAUUCAAGUGGUGGAAUCGCUUACAGCAGUCUAUGUAGGAAUCCCAGGAUUCAUUGAGGUUGUAAUCAUCAAAUUCGUAGACGAGUUUGGUUAUUUUGUUGCAGAGUUGGAGCUGGUCUCCACCGACUCGUCCUUCUGCAGCCUGCAGUGUGGGGAGGGGGGUGUGUGUGAGCUGGGAGAGAAGUUCCCGGGUGUGGUGAUAGCGGAGUGCGUGUGUCAGGAGAACUACUGCUACGCCGGCACGUGUCAAGUCAUCGUGGACCAGGGGCCUAGAUGCAGUUGCCCGGCAGACACGCUGUCCUGGUACCGGGGUGACCGGUGUGAGGUCUCCCUGACCCAGGCUCAGGUGAUCGGGUUUGCUGUGGGCUGUACCGCCGCUGUGUUAGUACUCAUCAUCCUGCUGGUAGUGUGCAUGGCCAAACGGGCCAGGAACAUGCUACGGGCACAGAAAGCCAGGCGGUAUAGAUACGACAUGGGCGGCUUUGUACUGGGAAAUGGCUACAAUUUACGACAGCUGGCAGACACCGGGUUUUUCUCCCGGACGGGUCGGUACACCCUCCCGCACACAGACAGCACGGUGUCCAGUCGGCUCUACACCUGGAACCCUACUGUCAAGAACAUACCUGGCGGAGAUAUAAAAAUCCCGCGUGCACAUGCAGCUGGAAAGGUCUUCCCGAAACAAGAGCAGAUAUACGCGCAGACCAUUGAGAUGCGGUUCUGAGGUGUCUGCUAUUACGAAUAACUACAUCACAGAACCAACAGCGCACUGGCUGAUCAUAGCUCAAAUGUUAUUUUUAUAUUAUGUAAACCUGAAUUGUCCUUGUUAUAUCAGGAAAGAUAAAGUAUAUAGUUUAUGAAAGUAUAUCAGAUAUAACUUUUCAGAUAUGUAUAUAUCGCUUAUUUGUUAUUGCUCGACUGGCCUUGUAUUAUGAAUGUUUAGUGGCAAUUGCCUCUAGCUACAUAUAAGCAUGUGCCACUGUAAGUUAUCUGUGUACCACUACCAAAAGAUUAUUCCUAAACUUCUGAAGAUUCUUAAAUAUUUAGAUUAAAAUCUAUACUCAAUACUCCCAUCCAAAAUUGUUGUAGUAUUAUGAUUGGUACAUGUAUAAUGUAUAGUACCGUUAGGCUAACCGAGAAAUAUUAU